Molecule: messenger RNA, 1437 nt
Organism: Sphaeroforma arctica JP610
Lineage: Eukaryota; Ichthyosporea; Ichthyophonida
Exons: 4
Coding region: 1-1437 (478 amino acids)
Biological process (GO): protein folding; response to endoplasmic reticulum stress
Cellular component (GO): endoplasmic reticulum
Molecular function (GO): protein disulfide isomerase activity
Source: RefSeq, a predicted model, not a curated record
AUGAAGAGUCUACAGUACUUAGUCUUUGUAUCAACCCUACUACUUUCCUCUAUUCUUCUCGCUGAUAAUUCUUUCCCUGAUCAUACUAUUGACGUCAAGAUUGAAGAUGGAGUCUACAUCCUUGGUGAUGAUACCUUUGAUGCCUUUGUAGCAAGCCAUGUGCUCGUAUUAGCUGAAUUCUAUGCACCAUGGUGUGGCCACUGUAAAACACUGACACCCCAAUAUGCAUCUGCAGCACAUGCUUUAGCGGACUCACAUCCUGACGCAAAGUUAGCCAAGAUUGAUGCGACGGUGAACAAGGAAUUGAGUGCUGACUUUGAUAUAGACGGUUUUCCGACCAUGAAGGUGUUCAAGAAUGGACACCUGGUUGGCGACUACCAUGGCAGGGACAAGGAUGAAAUUGUUAAGUAUAUGAUGGGUAAGAUGGGGCCAUCGACUGUGGAUGUGAAGGAUAUAAACGAGUGGAAUGCUUUCGCAGAAGCCCAUGACGUGGCUGUCUUGGGUGUGUUUGAGGAUCUUAGUGGUGAAUCGGCACAACAGUUCAAGACAGUGGCGGAUAUCUCCGACGAUGCCUCGUUCGCUCUGUCUUCUAGUAUUGAACUUCUAGCCGAGCUAAAAAUCGAAUAUGCCGGUGUGAUUCUGGUGAAGGCAGACGGUCGCAGUGACUACUCGGGUGAUUUGAAUGCCGAGGAUCUCAAGAGAUUUGUGACCGUUGAAUCAGUUCCGUUUGUGCAUGAAUUGACGCUAGCAAGCUCUGAGAAGAUAUUCACCAUGCCUAUAAGGAAGCACAUGAUCUUGUAUCAUAAGGGGUCAGAAGGUUUGGCGGAUCUGAAAGCGUGCUUCAGGGACGUGUCGAUGGCGUAUGCGGGCGAGGUGCUGUUCGUGACUGCGGACACUCAGCUGGAGUUCACGGAGAACUCUAUGCCGUACUUUGAAGUACAGAAGGAGUCCCAGGCCAGCCUGCGGGCCGUGGAUCUCGAGGCUGAUAAAAAGUACCGAACUGUUGGUCCUACCACGUGCCAGGCCAUCACGGAUAUGAUAGCUGGAUAUUUGGCUGGGUCACUGGAACAUAUGGAAGACGCUGAAUCAGACCAUGGCCACCACGAAGGGAAGGAUGGUAUCAAGGAAAUGCCUCUGCCGUCCGAUUGGGAUGCUAAGCACUUGAAAGUGGUUGUAGCAAGUAACUUUGAGAAAGUUGUGCACAACCCCGAAACGGCCGUUUUUCUGAAGUUAUAUGCCGAGUGGUGCGGCCACUGCCAAAGGCUAGCGCCCAUUUGGCAAGACUUAGCCGAUGUGUUUGCGGCAAACGAUGGCCUUGUCAUUGCCGAGGUUGACGCGGAUAAAAACACGGUACCCGUUCAGUUGGAGGGUGAGUGUAUCGGAGGUUUAUGGACACCUGUACUCAAUUAUGUUUGUGAUGAUGACUUUAGUGUUUGA